GGAGAAAGAAUAGAAUUUCUCGCGACUUUUAAAAGCCAGCGCCAUUCCACUUCCCUUACUCAGGUCAUUUUAGUCACACGCUCACGGUUUUCUCUCAUGCACGUCGCCCUCGCUGCGCUAUCUUUUCCAAGUCCUCGCGUCUUCCUUGAAUUCCCGGAGGAAGAUCUGCCCCCCCCGCGAUCGAAUUCCUGGGAAGAUCUUCUGCUUUUUGUUUUUGUAGCGGAAUCUCGAAGUUUUUCUUCCUUGGCGGCCUUCUUUUUCCUCUUCCGGAUGGCGGUCCAGUCGCGGCCAGCGGGCUUUCCCUCAUUCGCUUCACCGCCCAAGCGCGAUCGUCACACCAAGGAGAGAAUUCCGCGGAGUUUGCUCCAGCUCCAAAGCUCCACCGCCACGACGAGCGAAUCAGCGGCAGCGCUGGAGAGACAAAACAUUUGCAAGCUCUCGGCGCUGCUCAAGGACACCAAUCUCCUGCCCGAGAGAUACGUGAUACCCGAGAGCCACCGCGCGCGAUUGUCCCACGACGCCUUCCUCCCCGAGGUGGAACUCCCAAUGAUCGACUUUGAGACGCUAAAGUCCGGGGCUGGCACCGAGAUCCUCGCUCGCGAGGUUGGCAAUGCCUGCCGCGAUUGGGGGUUCUUCCAGAUCGUCAAUCACGGCGUCCCGGGCGACCUGAUCCAAGAGAUGCUGCUCCAUGCCGACCAAUUCUUCCACCUCCCCUACCGGCAAAAGGAGAAGGCCGCGAUCUUCCCAAGGCCUCUGGGCUACAAUGGCCGCUACACGGACCUGUCCUCGAGCGCGCCGUGGGUGGAAGCCAUGGCAAUGCAGCAAACUCCAUACUCCACCGUGGAUAAGACGGUGGACAGAGUCUGGCCGGGAGAAGGCAAUCCAAGGCUAAGGAGAGCGCUGCGGAGGUACCACGCCGAGAUGGAGAAGCUCGGGCAGAGUGUUGUCCAAUUGAUUGCCCUGAGCUUGGGCCUGGAGAGGAGAACCUUUAGCCGCCACUUCGAGGAGAGCUCCUCCACUUUCCGGUGGAAUCACUACCCUCCAUGCCCCUUGCCCUCCAAAGCUCUGGGCCUCCUCGCUCACUCCGACCCCUCCGCGAUCACUAUACUCCACCAGGAUAGUGUCGGUGGUCUCCAGAUACGAAAAGAUGGCCGAUGGAUCGCUGUGAAGCCACGGCCAGACACAUUCGUGAUCAACUUGGGCGAUGUCUUUCAGGCCUGGACGAAUGGAAGAUACAAGAGCGUGGAGCACCGAGCGGUGGUGAACCAGAAGCAAGGGAGGCUCUCCAUGGUUUUCUUCUACGGCCCACAAGAGGAUUACGUGAUCACCCCCCCGGAUGAGCUCAUCGAUGAAGAUCAUCCUCUGCGGUACAGGCCCUUCACUUGGGGGGACUACAGCGCCGCCAGGCUCAGCAUCCCGGCGCACGGCAAGAGACACUUGGACGUCUUCGCAGGAGCCCUGUAAUGACAAGGAAGGAUUUCUUCUUCUUCCUUUUCUCCAUUCCUCCUCUUCUAGAAGGGUCGCGACUUCCGAGAUUGUUGGAAGAGGGGCUCUCGUGUGGUUUUAUGAUUAUCGAUCAUCGUUUCACAGAGAGAAGAGAGAGAGAGAGGGGUGAGAACGCGGAAAGCCAUUUUUUGUAGCCUGUGGAAAUAAAACACGUAAGUUCU
Messenger RNA from Selaginella moellendorffii, 1667 nucleotides. Its product is annotated as gibberellin 20 oxidase 1-D. Gene Ontology annotation, molecular function: dioxygenase activity. The coding region runs from base 97 to 1464 and encodes 455 amino acids. Lineage: Eukaryota; Viridiplantae; Streptophyta; Lycopodiopsida; Selaginellales; Selaginellaceae. The transcript has 3 exons. The record is from RefSeq and is a predicted model, not a curated record.